AUGGCGCCCCCCAUUGGGCCCCGCGCCCUGCGCUCCGAGGCCGCUGUUUCUCUGACGCUCCUGCUGGGCUGGGUUCUCGCCCAGGUUACCCGCGCCGCAGGGACUGCAGAUAUAUUGAAAACAUAUAAUUUAACUUGGAAAUCCACUAAUUUCAAGACAAUUUUGGAAUGGGAACCCAAACCCAUCAAUUAUGUCUACACUGUUCAGAUAAGCACUAGACUAGGAGAUUGGAAAAACAAAUGCUUCCAUACAACAGACACUGAGUGUGACCUCACCGAUGAGAUCGUGAAGGACGUGAAUCAGACGUACACAGCACGAGUUCUUUCCUACCCAGCAAGGAAUGGACAUAUCAUCGCUGAUUCUGAUGUAGAGCCUUCUCGUACAAACUCCCCAGAGUUCACCCCUUACUUAGAGACAAAUCUUGGACAGCCAGCAAUUCAGAAUUUUGAACAAGUUGGGACAAAACUGAAUGUGACAGUACAAGAUUCACCUACUUUAGUCAGAAGGAAUGGCACAUUCCUGAGCCUCCGGGAUGUUUUUGGCAAGGACUUAAUUUAUACUCUUUACUACUGGAAAGCUUCAAGUACAGGAAAGAAAACAGCCAAGACAAACACAAAUGAGUUUUUGAUUGAUGUGGAUAAAGGAGAAAACUACUGUUUCAGUGUUCAGGCUGUGAUUCCAUCCCGAAAAGCAAACCAGAAGAGUCUAGAAAGCCCCGUUGAGUGCACCAACCAAGGAAAAGGCAUUUUCAAAGAAUUUUCUGUCAUCGUUGGAGUAGUGGCAUUUGUGGUCAUCACCUUCAUCGUCGUCCUGGUGAUAUCUCUGUACAAAUGUAGGAAGGCAAGAGCGCGUCGAAGUGGGAAGGAGAACUCCCCACUUAAUGUUGCAUAA
This is a messenger RNA of Orycteropus afer afer, 891 nucleotides long. RefSeq names its product coagulation factor III, tissue factor (gene F3). Gene Ontology annotation, cellular component: membrane. Gene Ontology annotation, biological process: blood coagulation. The record is from RefSeq and is a predicted model, not a curated record. Bases 1 to 891 code for a protein of 296 amino acids. Gene Ontology annotation, molecular function: protein binding. The transcript is spliced from 6 exons. NCBI's taxonomy places the organism in Eukaryota, Metazoa, Chordata, Mammalia, Tubulidentata, Orycteropodidae.